Solea solea (common sole) is the source of this 3140-nucleotide messenger RNA. RefSeq names its product glial fibrillary acidic protein (gene gfap). Gene Ontology annotation, molecular function: structural constituent of cytoskeleton. The transcript is spliced from 9 exons. The record is from RefSeq and is a predicted model, not a curated record. Gene Ontology annotation, cellular component: cell projection; intermediate filament; cytoplasm. NCBI's taxonomy places the organism in Eukaryota, Metazoa, Chordata, Actinopteri, Pleuronectiformes, Soleidae. Bases 19 to 1371 code for a protein of 450 amino acids. Gene Ontology annotation, biological process: regulation of chaperone-mediated autophagy; intermediate filament organization.
CGAACUUCAUUCCCCAUCAUGGAGAGUCAGAGAAUCCAGUCCUCAUACAGAAAGCGUUUUGGGCCUCAGGGCUCGAGCAUCACAGGAGGCAGAAUCGGGAGCCUUUCCUCAAGCCGCCUCUCCUGGCAUGGCACCCCUCGCACCUUCACCCACUCUAGCCCCAUAUCCAGAGUCUCCCUGGGCUCCACCAGCACCCUGCUCCUGGGGAGCGCCGCGGACCGGCUGGACUUCUCAGCUGACUCCUUGAUAAAGGCCCAGUUCAAGGAGAAUCGCACCAACGAGAAGAUGGAGAUGAUGGGCCUGAAUGACCGAUUUGCCAGCUACAUAGAGAAGGUCCGCCUGCUGGAGCAGCAGAAUAAGGUUUUGGUGGCAGAGCUGAACCAGCUGAAGGGGAAGGAGCCCAGCCACGCGGGAGACAUCUACCAGGAGGAGCUGAGAGAGCUGCGGCGGCAGGUGGACGGUCUCACCUCUGCCAAAGCUCGGCUGGAGAUAGAGCGGGACAAUUUUGGCUCAGAUGUGGGGACACUCAAGCAGAGACUGCAAGAGGAGAUUGGCCUCCGACAGGAUGCAGAGAACAGUCUGAAUGCCUACAGACAGGACGUGGACGAGGCAUCUUUGAAUCGCGUCCAGUUGGAGAGGAAGAUUGAUGCCCUGCAGGAUGAAAUAAACUUCCUGAAGAAGAUUCACGAGGAGGAUCUGCGUGAGUUACAGGAGCAGAUCAUGGCCCAGCAGGUGCACGUUGACAUGGAUGUGUCCAAACCAGAUCUGACCGCUGCUCUGAGGGACAUUCGGGUCCAGUAUGAGAGCAUGGCCACGUCCAAUAUGCAGGAGACUGAGGAGUGGUACAAGUCUAAGUUUGCUGACCUGACAGACGCAGCCACUCGUAACGCAGAAGCCUUACGUCAAGCCAAGCAAGAGGCCAAUGACUACCGGCGCCAGAUCCAAGUGCUGAGCUGUGACCUGGAGGCUGUCCGUGGAACAAACGAGUCUCUGGAACGGCAGCUGCGGGAGAUGGAGGACCGCUUUGCCAUGGAGACGGCCGGUUACCAGGAUACGGUGAGUCGCCUGGAGGAGGAGAUCCACGCCCUGAAGGAGGAGAUGGCGAGGCACCUGCAGGAGUAUCAGGACCUCCUUAAUGUCAAGUUGGCCCUGGAUAUUGAGAUCGCCACCUACAGGAAGCUGCUGGAGGGAGAGGAGAGCAGGAUCACAAUUCCAGUUCAGAGCUUUUCCAAUCUGCAGUUUAGAGACACUAACUUAGACACCAAAACCCCAGAGGCUCAUGUGAAGAGGAGCAUCCUGGUCAGAACAGUGGAGACCAGAGAUGGAGAGAUCAUUAAGGAAUCAGUCACGGAACACAAAGAUCUUCCAUAAAGAUUGACAACCAGCUCUCCCAUCUUGGAGGAUUCUGAAAGCAUAUUAUCACCUUGUUUUUGGCUUCCAAACCCCAAAGCUGCCCUAUCAGAAUCAUUUUAUCGUUUUAUUUCAUUUUCAUCCUUAGACUAAUCCAUUUAAUACCUUACAAUCACAAGAUAACUGUCACAUUCUGUGAAACUUCAUCACAAAAAAGUCAAAUUUAGCUUCUUCUUUCUUUUUUACAGUUCCACUUUUAGCUUGAGCUUGAACUCAAGGCAAUUCAUCUUAAAUGGUCUGUAGUUUGUUCCAGAACUGUAAAAUACUGGGGAUCUGUUUAACUUUAACUCACGCUGACAGCAUUGUUUCAGAUUAUCUGCCAUAGACGAGGCGUUGAAACGUAGCGAUCGCGUUCACACACUAACACACAGUGUGAGUGAAGGUCGACUUGUGGUGAUUGUGUACGUGAACUUUGGUGAGUUAAAAUAAGUGAGAUUUGGGGGAUGACAGAUGUCACGGUUGGAUUAAGGCAGGGGAAGAAGAGAUUUGUGUAUGUCAGAGUGUUUUUUGGCAGGAUGACAGGUGACUCUAGGCUGACUUUAUUUAACCCUCGACUGGUGCUAUUUUACAUUUCAGUGAUUGUACUGCGGCAGACGUCUCUGCCACUGUGGUGCACAGUAAAGGUCCUGCACAUGUCCGGCUUUGUAGACAGACAGGUUUGAAUUGGACAGAACUAGGGAUUUGAUUUCCGACCAGCCACAGCUGCUUUGGAUGUGGAAGACUUCACAACCACCUAGUCUUUAUGCUACCAAGUGGCAACCAGCUGUGAAUUUUAGAUUCCUCACACCAUGUUAAGGUUUUGUAGGUGGAUGGUCUUGAUUCUUUAGAUCUGAGGAAAGGUCUGUAGGAAAGUGUGCAGGCCCUUUUAUAAUUUACAACCUGACUUUACCUCUGCACCCAAACCCAGCACACACUCAUCCUGCGGUGUCUUCUGUCUCUUGCACACAACCUGAUAAGACAUCAUCAUUUUUUGACACCAGGACGUGUUAGAGUGUGCUCACACUUGUCUAGCAGUAGUGAGAGGACAGGACAGGACAGAGCCGUGGUCAAAGAUGUGGAGAGGGUGGGGUGUGUGUUUGGUGGACCCCCCCCCCCCACCCCAAGCUUCCAUUUUAUCCCAGCAAAUUCACCUGGCAGUUUUCUGCAGUGUUUGACUGAUAGCACAGAGAAGGAGAGGCGGGGGGAAAGUGACGUGGAGAUAACCUUCAACAAAUCCCACAGCCCAGCAGGACACCAGGAACAUUUAUUAUUUUACUUUGAAGGAGAGGAUGUUAAGGUGACAGAUGACAGAUGGAUGGAUGGAUGAAUUGGUGGAUGGAUAGAUGAAUGUCAUGGCUCAGGCUCUGCAGUCCAGGCUUUGUGAUUUGUUCUGGAGGCUGCUGACAGGAGCCAUGUCGACAAACUCUGCACUAAUGAGAGUUCUGCUGCGCUCAAACUGUCUUUCUCUGUGCUCAUCGUCCAAGGACACACUGUGAUUCGUGUGCCUCACACCCUUUUCUCCCCACUCCACAUCACACAACGCUCACUUUUCUGUUCAUAUGGAUAACUCUGCUGUCUUCAUUUUGUUUGUUUUGUUUUUUUUCUUAAAUAGAUAUUAAGACUCAUAAUAGAGUCAGACACGCUGCUGAACGCUGUUUUGUGAACAUAACAUUAGUUUUGACAAAUGCUACAAGCUGUGAUAUCAUUUUAGGUCAAUAACGACAAUAAAAGAACUUGUUUGUUAGAAUGAA